CUUGACAAUUCGCGAAAGAGGAACACUUCCGAUAUUUGUUACGGCAAUUAAACGCAGCAGUGCCUAAAGCUAACGCUAGCUCUUCCUGCGGUGUUAUGAGUUGAGCAAGACGGAAGUGCUGGGAAUGCAGCCACCGCUCCCACCUGAGGCGGUCAGAGAGCUGGUGUGCUCCUGUCUGCACAGAGACCCAGUAGCAGCAGACCUCCGCUGCAGUCUGUUUGUUGCUGCUGCACAGAACUACAAGAGGGACUCUUUGCUCAGACCCUUCCCUCCUAGAUACAUAAGUGGUGACAAUAAGGACUUUGAGGAGCUGUUGGCAGAUGUGAAGUCUUUGCCUGGUGUUAGAGAGCUGGUGAGACUGCGGCCUGGAGAGGGAGAUCAUCAUCUGGCUCUCACCCACUGGAUUCUCUCUUCAAACAGUUUUGCUGUGAAGACGCUGCAGAAAGAUGAGUAUGCCAAACUCUGUAGCCUGACAGAAAAUGAAGGGAUUUCUGCACCUGUGCCAGACUUCCUCUUUGAGCUGGAGUACUGUGACCAGAUGAACGCUAGGUUUGAGAAGACGAAGGCUGGACGUGACAUCUUCUAUGCAUUCCAUGGGAGCCGCCUGGAGAACUUUCACUCAAUCAUUCACAACGGGCUGCACUGUCACCUCAAUAAGAACUCAGUGUUUGGGGAGGGGACCUACCUCACCAGUGACCUCAGCAUGGCUGUCCUGUAUAGUCCACACAGCAGCAGCUGGAGAGAAAGUCUGCUGGGUCCACUGCUCAGCUGUGUUGCCUUGUGUGAAGUCAUUGAUCACCCAGAUGUUAAGUGUCAGGUCAAGAGAAAAGAUUCUGAAAUCAUUGACCGACAGCGUUCAAGGGCAAAGAACAGUGAAGGAGGGGAUGUACCACAGAAGUACUUUGUAGUCACCAACAAUCAACUGUUGCGAGUCAAAUACCUGCUUGUUUACUCUCAGAGGAGGCACCUGUCCAGGCAUUCCCGCAGCUCCUCUUGGUUCCUCCGACACCAUUUUGCCAUCAUGAUGAGUCUCUACUUGCUGCUGCUCAUAUUCAUCGGUGCCUUUAACUCCACCACCUUCGUAUCCUUUUGCAACAGACUAUUCAGGUGACGAGACAAUGGGACAGACGGGCUGGAUGUUCAUUAUCCGCUGUGCCUUCCUGAUCAGAGACUGACUGGAGGCCUGAGCAAAGAUGCACCUUUAUACUGUUUUCUCUCUACAAUCAUUCUUUUCUUUAUUUAUAUAAGUAGUUCUAAUUACUGUUAGUCCAACAUAACAUAUAUUUUCAAACAGCAGCUAUUCCCAUUGCUGCUGUUGUGUUUUAAUUCUGAUAAAAUGUGUAAUAAGACCAUUCUGCAUUUUAAGAAUGUUAUGCAAUGUUUCAUCUGUAAUUUGUAAUCUGUUUAGUAAAGAUUAAGUUUUGUAGAUAAGCUCUGCUGCUGUGUGGUUUUAGUCCUGUGCGGACAGUUUUAUUAACCAAAGAUGGGAAAAGAAAAAGAUGCAGAUUCAGAAGUCGUCUUGAUUAAAUAACUGCUGACGAUGUAGUGUCUGUAGUGUCCACAUUAACUGACUGUACUGACUCACUGAUAUCCCUAAUUAACAGUCUGUUGAUUAGGCAGAAACAAUAUUGUUCCACUUUAAAUGUUUAUUUUUAAUGGCAUGACUUUGUAUUACACAAAUAUGGACCAUUUAUAGCACCUCACUUAAAUGUAACUUUAAGGUAUUGAACACACUGAAGGGAAAAUGUUCGCUGGCCAUUUUGGUUUUGCUGACAAUUAUGAUGAUUGAUCACAGAGAAACUACUGAUAACCUUAUUCAUAAUUUCAGAUAUGUUUUUUUUAUCUUAAAGCAGUAAAUGAAUCAAGAUGUAUAUUAUGUUAAAGGCAGCAGGUUCUUAAAGUUUAUUACAAUUUUUGACACUAAUAAAAUUACUUUUGUUUGAA
Messenger RNA from Lates calcarifer (barramundi perch), 1944 nucleotides. It is a transcript of the gene parp16, whose product is annotated as poly (ADP-ribose) polymerase family, member 16. The transcript is spliced from 7 exons. Gene Ontology annotation, biological process: endoplasmic reticulum unfolded protein response. Bases 125 to 1111 code for a protein of 328 amino acids. Gene Ontology annotation, molecular function: kinase binding; protein serine/threonine kinase activator activity; NAD+ poly-ADP-ribosyltransferase activity. Lineage: Eukaryota; Metazoa; Chordata; Actinopteri; Centropomidae. Gene Ontology annotation, cellular component: intracellular anatomical structure; endoplasmic reticulum tubular network; membrane. The record is from RefSeq and is a predicted model, not a curated record.